Caenorhabditis briggsae is the source of this 1041-nucleotide messenger RNA. Bases 1 to 1041 code for a protein of 346 amino acids. NCBI's taxonomy places the organism in Eukaryota, Metazoa, Nematoda, Chromadorea, Rhabditida, Rhabditidae. The transcript is spliced from 7 exons. The record is from RefSeq and is a predicted model, not a curated record.
AUGAAUUUGGGAUCUACAAAUAGUGAAGAAGAAGAAGAAUUGAGUGGAGAGGGGCCAGAAGACAUCGAAAGAUUAAAAACGCAAGAUGAAGUCUUGUUGAUUAUGGACGACAACUCGACGCUUCUGAAUUCCAAUGGCACAAUUUACGAUCCAGACUCUUCGGAAUUCAAGGGAAAAUUGAAUUUCAAUUUACUAGAAACCUAUUUACCCUUAUUUAUUUUUGUGCUAGAUUUGCCUACAGAAGAUCGAGAGGUUCUGAAAAAUUAUAUGACCGAGAAGACUUAUGAAAAAUUGAAAUUUGUGAUUGAUGCGAAAGUGAAACUGAAUCAAGAGGAGAAUGUAUUGGGAAGAAUCAAUGAAACUUUGGUACAAUCAAUCGAUAAUUUGGAAAAGUUCGAUGAAAUUACGGUAGAUGUCGUUAACGGGUAUCAUAAUGCGUCAGUCUACAACGCCAUAAGAUCCGUAUGGCUCAAACAACUACGUCCAUAUUUGCCACUAAUUGAUCAAUUAGCGAUUCAACAGUACUUCACGCAAAGAAAACUGUCGGAAUCUGAAAAAAUGUCAAUUUGGGCGCGAAUUUGGGAAAAUCUGAACGUUUGGAUGUAUGGAAAGAAGAAGUUAAUAGAAUGCUAUGCAAUGGAACCAAAAUGUGUCAGACAUGCAUUAGAAUCCUUGAAUUUCGAGCAACGAAUUGAUUUGGAUUUGGCGGCUUACGAAAAUAAAUUUGACAACGUUGACGAGAUUUUGAGAGAGAAGCUCUCCGAAAACCGAAAAAGUGCCGAAUUAGAUGAUUGGCUACACAGAAAUCGACCACCAAAAGCUCUACAAGCUAUUCUAGACGAGAGAAGUGAUAUUGAAGAAGAAGCUCUUCAAAGAUUACGGGAUAACGGAGUUCUGAGCUCUCUGAAGCACUACUACAAGGCAGUUAUUGAAUCACGGAGUCAUGAAGAGCAGGAAGAAAUUCGCCACUUCUUCGAAACCAUGAACGACACAUUUGCCCGAUGCUUUGACCCACUUCGUGGACAAUAUCACGAUUUUUAG